AUGGAGAAUAUCAGACUUAUUCCCGGUGAAAUGAUUAAAAUCAUCCCUACGUUUGAUGGAGAUAAACGUCAUUUAAAUCUAUUUUUAAGAAUGUGUGAAUAUGUUAUAGCUAAAUUUACUGGCACGACGGAACAGAAUUUGUACGUGAUGAAUACAAUAACAAGUCGCCUUAUCGGCAAUGCAGCUGCAUUAGUCGGGGAGCGCGAUGAUAUCGAAACGUGGGAUGAGUUUAAGCAAUUAUUAAUUCAGCAUUUUGGAGACUCGCGAAGUGAGGAGUGUUUAAAUAUCGAACUUGAGACUUUAAGAAUUAAACCCGGAGAAAGUUAUUUAGAUUUUUGCUGUCGAAUUCAAUCUUUGAGAUCAAUUUUAAUAGGCAAAGUUAAUCGGUUAUCGGACUCAAAUAUGCGUUGUAGUAAAAAGGCUAUUUAUGAAAAUACGUCAUUAAACGUUUUCCUGUACAAUUUACCGGAACAUUUAGUUCGAGUAGUGCGUCUCAAGGCCCCAAAUUCAUUAGAGGAUGCGCUCUCCACUGUAUUAGAAGAAGUUAACUUCCAUAGUCAGUACCAAAUGAGAAACAAAAUGUCUGGAUCUAAUCUCGCAUCUCAUUCACAAUCGCAUAACGCAUCGUCAUCAUUUAAAUUCGGUAAUAAUAACACUCAACCUCAACAUUUUUCUAGUUUUAAGCCCAUGCAAAUGAACCAACCACCUAGAUAUAAUUUUGGUAUCCCACCGAACAAGCAGGUGCAGAUGCCGCUUCCCACUCAAGGUCAGCAGCGACAAUUUAACAAUUUCGGAAAUUAUUAUCGACCACCACAACCUAAUAACAACCAAAUGCAAUUCGGAUAUCGUCCACCUCAAUUUGGCUAUAGACCUGUAGGCCUUCAGCCUUUGCCUUCGAUGCGUCCUCAACAGUUCGGUAUGCAACAGCGAUACAAUAAUAAUAGUAAUGCCCCACAGCAUAACCAACCGCGAAUUAACACAGAUGUGUCGAUGCGCACAGCACCUGUAGCACGACCGCAGCAAGGUUUUAGGGUAAAUGAAUUAGAAUUAAACGAGAAUGAUUAUAACGACGAUAUGUAUUACUACGAAAACCCACACUAUUUCGAUCAAUAUCCUAAUGACGCUUCUUACUGUUACCCCGAAUGGCAAUCCGAAGAAACUGUAAGCGCGGAAACUGAGACCAACGCGGCAGAUACAAAUGACAUCAAGACGACGGAAAAUAUUGAAAAUUUUCACAUAUACGCCUCAACCAAACCCCCGAAACCAUAG
Messenger RNA from Parnassius apollo (apollo), 1269 nucleotides. The record is from the annotation of a GenBank genome assembly. NCBI's taxonomy places the organism in Eukaryota, Metazoa, Arthropoda, Insecta, Lepidoptera, Papilionidae.